CUUAAAAUCGCACCUCUUUUUCUUUGCACCCAGUGAGAUGGUGCCCUCCAUGUUAACUAGCAAUCCAUCAAGACCUGUCCCUUAGUGAGCCGCGAUUGGUUGUCAGCAUCUCAUUUAUACGCCGUCAAUCUGCAUCACAUGGAUAAGUAACUAUUGACUCCGAACGGCAGGACAAGUUUGGCAGAAGAGUUCGCGGCAGUUUGCGUGAACGCUGUGCCUUUUGCGUUGGUGGAGUUGCCUCGGGGAUUGUUUGUGUGCUUCCUGUUUUUUUUUGUUACCUUUUCCGUUUCUAGCUUGUUGGGCUGAAUGUAUGGGAUGAUGGAAGCCGAGCUGAAGCCGGUUGGGCCCCAGUCCAACGCGGGGACAGUCGGCAACUCGGCGCCGGGAAGCACGGGCAAGAGCGGCAACAACAACCCGGACCGGGUGAAGAGACCCAUGAACGCUUUCAUGGUCUGGUCGCGGGGCCAACGCCGAAAAAUGGCCCAAGAAAACCCUAAAAUGCACAACUCCGAGAUCAGCAAGAGGCUUGGUGCGGACUGGAAACUUCUGUCGGACUCGGAGAAGCGGCCGUUCAUCGACGAGGCGAAACGCCUGCGAGCUUUACACAUGAAGGAACACCCGGAUUACAAAUACCGGCCCAGGCGCAAAACCAAAACCCUGAUGAAGAAAGACAAGUACUCUCUGCCCAGCGGCAUCCUGAGCCCGGGUUCUGUCCCGAUCAACAGCGGCGUGGGGGUGAGUCAGAGAAUAGACAGUUACCCCCACAUGAACGGUUGGGCCAACGGGACUUACCCACUGAUGCAAGACCAGUUGACAUACUCGCAACACCCGGGCAUGAGCAGUCCGCAGUUACAGCAGAUGCAUCGUUACGAGAUGGCGAGUCUUCAGUACAGUCCCAUGAUGUCUACCGCUCAGAGUUACAUGAACGCGGCGACCACCUACAGUAUGUCCCCAGUCUACGGUCAACAAAGUACCCCGGGCAUGGCCCUCGGUUCCAUGAGCUCCAUGGUGAAGACUGAACCCACCACACCUCCGCCGCUAACGUCCCACUCUCGGGGGGCUUGCCUGGGCGACCUGCGGGAUAUGAUCAGCAUGUAUCUCCCACCCGGAGGAGAAGGGGACCCUUCUUCCCAGAACAGCAGACUUCACAGUGUCCACCAGCACUAUCAGAGUGCGGCGAUAGCGGGCACAGGGGUCAAUGGAACAGUUCCUCUAACCCAUAUCUAACAGCAAUUAAACCACCAGAACAAAUCGCCAUCUCCACUAACUUUUGGCAUUCGAGCAAAAUAAAAAGGAGAGAGCAAAUAAUUUGAUCACGCUUGCCCAUCAGACUGAAUUUGUGUGUGUGUGUGUGUGUGUGUGAGCGAUACCUUGGAGAUGAUCUCCGCAACGUAUAACUUGUUAAAAAUCAUCAUCAACAACAACAACAUUGGUUUCUAAAUGCUGAAGUUGAUCACUUUUCGCGCCAGUUGGGACAAUCAUCUGUUCUGCAUGAACGAGGCUCCCUUUUUAGAUGCCAAGUUUUAUGUGAAAAAGAAGAGGCCUUCCCGAAACUUUCGAUGGCUUCAAAUAUUAACUGUAACAUCCAGAGGAAACCUUUUUUGGAAUUGUCUAAUUUGUGUACAUGUAAAUAACUGUUCAAUAAUGUGACACCAGACUUGGUUUCAGAAUUAUAUCUUGUAGGGUUUGUGUUUUAACCUCCUCGCCUUCCCCUUCCCCACUCCCUUCGUUUUUAGCUUUUUGAACGACUGCGGGGUCGCAACGCAAGUUUUAAUUUAUAGUAUCUUUUUGUUUACACUACUUGAUGCUUGUGAACAUUUUAAACCUCUAUCUGGACCCUCCGACCCUGUCGUCUCUGGAUUUGUGAAUUUAUGGGUGGAGCGUUCUACCAUAUUGGUUGAGUAACUAUAUUGAACAAGCAGAUAUACUAGUUUACUAAUAAGGCUUCUUGUGUUUUUAAACUCUGGCUCCUGGUCCUGAAAUGAGGAUGAAUAAAUUUUUACAAAAAUCACACGACCCAAAUGUUUUGCGGUUCCUAUUCAAAGUAGGACUGUCGGUGAGUCUUUGCCACGAUUAACUGUUUAUAUUAAUCUAGAGGGAUCUUUUGAAACGCAUUAAAUGUUUCCUGGUUAUAACUUGAAUUACUCGAGGGCUGGAGUUAUAAUUGAAUUGGUGCUAUUUCUUCAGGUGUAGUACUACGGGCCUCUAAAACAUUUCCCUUUGAAACGUGUUUGCCAAAGAACCUGUUGGUUUUUUUUGGAGAAGUCACAAUGGGAGAUUUGUUUGCGUUUGAUCGGGCGAUUCUCACUCUCCGUAACUAGCUGAUAAUGAGCACUAACAAUCUCCAAAAAUCGCUUAAAGUUUCCCUCGUUACUUGGGCUGCGAUCAAUAAAAGGUUCGAGCGGUUUGCACGAUAAUUUUGAUGAGAUAGGCAGGUUGUCCCUGAUUAGACCCGAGUUACAGCUGGCUGGCGGUGUGACUAGGAAGGCACAGUUUUUAAUGCGUUACCCACACCCUUCCAAAACAAACCUAGCCGCGACACUGGGGGCAAAACUCAGUCCAACAAGUGUUUCACGAGCCGGGCUUUUAUUGGCGUAAUUUAACACUUUCUGGGAGAAUAUUUGUGAGUGUUGUGAACACUUCCCCAGAGAUAGAGCUGGGUGAUUUAAGAGAGGGAGCGUUUUAUAAAGAGCGCACCGUCCUCGUGGGAUUUAAUUUUUUUUUUAAUCUAUAAACCCCGGGCACUGGUUAGCAGUGAUUUCCCCUGUGCUUUUCUUCCCCUCCUUUUUGCCUGGGUAUGCUGCCAUUCUGCCUCUUAAAACGCUCGGUUACAGUCUCCAAUUUUCCUCAGCUGUCGGUGUUAUAUUGAACCAUGAGAGAGAGAGAGAGAGAGAGAAAUCUGAUAAUUUUACAUGUAAAGCCCGAAAAUACACUUGCCCGCGGCAUUGGUUACCCAACCAGUAUCGUGCAAGCAAUCGCUGUCCGCCACAAGUGACCACAGUAAACUGCGCAGAGAACAGGUUGCCUAUAGUUUCUGACCACUUGUAACGUGUAAAAAUGAAGACAAACUCGUGACAUUAAUACAGGAUUUAUACUGAGUUUUGAGAUUGGUGUCGGAUGAUAUUAAGGACUCUUAUUAACCCCUGAAGUUUUAUUUUUUUAACGAACAAAACUUUUCAUCUUCCAGUCCACUUUAUUUGAAGAUAGUUUUUUUUUAAAUAAACUGUACCCACCACGCUUAAAGCAAGGAGAGGAAGGUGUCGUUUGCAAUUUUGGGUCACCUGCGCAGAAAUGUACUAUGGUCGGCUCGAUUGCCCUCGGCCGACUGCUCAUCGGUCUAAAUUUAUUGCCCCAGAUUGGGUUGGAAAUUGUGUGGUUUAUUCUCUGGAGGUUGCAACUCUUUGCUAGCCGCGCUCAGGAGCAGGUGCUUUUGAACGACUUCUGCAAGUGUGGGCAAACUCGUUCGCUUAGCCGCGAUUGAAGAGUGAAUUAAUUGUGAGGCCAGAAUUUGUAGAGCAGUGUAGGGCGAGCUUUGCCUCGGUCAGAGGCAGCGGAAAAGUUUUCCCCCCGUGAAAUACGUAAACCUCUAACUCUACAAGUACUGAGGUGAAGGCGGAGGGUGGACCGUGUAGGUUAGUCGGCUUCAUUUAAAAUCUUUAAAUCUCUUUCAUUUAAA
This is a messenger RNA of Amblyraja radiata (thorny skate), 3676 nucleotides long. It is a transcript of the gene sox3, whose product is annotated as SRY-box transcription factor 3. Bases 307 to 1227 code for a protein of 306 amino acids. Gene Ontology annotation, molecular function: RNA polymerase II cis-regulatory region sequence-specific DNA binding; DNA-binding transcription activator activity, RNA polymerase II-specific. Gene Ontology annotation, cellular component: nucleus. The transcript has a single exon. Gene Ontology annotation, biological process: brain development; neuron differentiation; positive regulation of transcription by RNA polymerase II. The record is from RefSeq and is a predicted model, not a curated record. Lineage: Eukaryota; Metazoa; Chordata; Chondrichthyes; Rajiformes; Rajidae.